Messenger RNA from Mucor velutinosus, 1941 nucleotides. RefSeq names its product NodB homology domain-containing protein. Gene Ontology annotation, biological process: phenol-containing compound metabolic process. The coding region runs from base 1 to 1941 and encodes 646 amino acids. The transcript is spliced from 11 exons. NCBI's taxonomy places the organism in Eukaryota, Fungi, Mucoromycota, Mucoromycetes, Mucorales, Mucoraceae. Gene Ontology annotation, molecular function: arylsulfatase activity; N-acetylglucosamine-6-sulfatase activity; glycosaminoglycan binding. The record is from RefSeq and is a predicted model, not a curated record.
AUGAAGACCUCUGCCUUGCUCUUGGGAACCGUUGCUCUAUUGGCUUUGUCUGCCAAUGCAAAGAAGCCCGAGGCCAAGAAACCAAACAUUGUGUUUAUCUUUACUGAUGACCAAGAUUACCGCAUGGACUCACUAGAUUACAUGCCCAAUGUUCAAAAGUAUUUGGUCAAGGAAGGUACUACUUUCAAGAACCAUUAUGCUACCAUUGCUGUCUGCUGUCCUAGCCGAGUGGGUCUCUUGAGAGGGCAAUACGCCCAUAAUACAAAUAUCACUGAUGUGUCCCCUCCUUAUGGUGGCUAUAACCGUUUCAAUACUUUAAAAUUGGGUGAAGACUAUCUUCCUCUUUGGUUGCAAAAGGCUGGUUACAAUACCAAUUACAUUGGUAAACUCAUGAACCAAUACUCUGUUCAAAAUUACAAUGCCCCUACUCCCUUAGGUUUUGACUUCCAAGAUCAACUAGUUGACCCUUAUACUUAUGUCUACAACACUGCCGUCUUUUCCACAAAUGGUGAAUACCCUGUAUUCUACAAGGACGUCUAUCAAACGGAUGUUAUCCACGCCAAAACCAAGGCCGCUCUUGACAGAGUCCAUGCUCAGGACGACCCUUUCUUCUUAUGGGUCGCACCCAUGGCACCCCACGGCCAGUUUGUCAUUGGAAGUGAUUACUCGGUUACUACGUCUCCUCCCGUUCCUGCUGCUCGUCAUGCCCAUCUUUUCAAGGACGUUAAAAUUCCUCGCACUCCCCAUUUCAACCCUGACAAGCAAGCCAAGACAGCUUCUUACUGGAAGACGCUUGAAAAGCUGAAUGCUACUCUUGUCGAAGAAUUUGACGAAGUCUACAGAAACCGUUUGCGUGCUUUGCAAUCUGUUGAUGAGAUUGUCGGUACCAUCUUUGAGAGACUUGAAAAAUCAGGCGAGUUGGACAACACCUACGUCGUGUAUAGUUCAGAUAAUGGUUACCAUCUUGGACAGCAUAGAUCUUACCCAGGCAAAUGUACAAACAUGGAGGAAGACAUCAACGUGCCUUUUAUAGUUCGAGGACCUGGAAUUGCCAAGGGAAAGGAGAGCCAUAUUGUCAGCUCUCAUCAUGAUUUAGCGCCUACAUUUUUAGCUCUAGCUCGUGGCGAUGAACAUGUUCCAUCUUGGGUUGACGGUGGUGUGAUUCCUUUGACUAAGGCUCUUCAAAAGCAUCCCAAGCCCGUGUCCAAAGAAAGUUUUGCUGUCGAGUUUUGGGGAUUGACACAAAUGACAGAAAACUACCCUACUGCUGCCCCUGAAGGACCUAAUACAUACAAGACUCUCCGCGUCAUUUCUGAAGAUUACGAUUAUUCUUACGCUGUCUGGUGCACGGGCGAGCAUGAGCUUUACGAUUUGAAAAGGGACCCCUAUGAAUUGAAGAACCUCUAUAGCAAUGCCAACGCACAACUUGUGAAUAGAUUGGAUGCUCUCCUACUUGUGUUGAAGUCUUGUCGUGCUGAGAGCUGUCGUGAUCCUUGGAGAGUGCUUCAUCCUAAUGAUAAGUCUGUCAAGACAUUACAAGAUGCUUUGCAUAAGAAGUAUGAUGCCCACUACAAGCAAUACAAAUCUGUCAAGUUUGAAGAAUGUCUUGGUUUCUUGCUAACCUCCAACGAGGUUCCUGAAAUUGGAUCUCACUUCAAAACCAAUGCUACCUUGUCUCGUCGCAAGUUCCAUUCUGAAAAAGCAGACCAACUGGUCAUUGAUAGCCUUAUCAAAAGAGCCACCACUGAAGAAAAGAGCAGCAAGGUUUACAUCCCAGCCGAGUAUCAUGAUCUUUUCAAGUUGAUCCCAGAGGCAUCUAUGAAUGCAGGCCAUCAACCUGUAGGAGACGAUUUUGAAUCCUCUGCACAAAAAGUACCAAAGAAGUUGGUAGAAGCAGAUGUCAACUGGGCUGCUUAUGGCUUCUAUAGCACUGGAAGUUAA